ACAACGUUCUCGCUGCUUGAAAAGAUGUUUUAAUUAAUAAACAUUAAUGCAGUUUAAUUGAAAUUAUUUGUUAUUUUAUGUGUGUCUGGUUAGAUUAGGGUUCGGGCUAUGAACUACUAACGUUAAACGGAACAUAAAGGCAGGAAGCGCAGUGGUCGUCACGCCCUUCCUUUGCGUUGCCUGACGUUACCACAGUCUUUUAGUUUAUCGAUUAACCUAUAUAUAAAUAGUCGAAUGAAGGUCCAGAAAAACAAAUAACAUUAGCCUUGAUUAGAUCUGACAUUCACCGACAUAAACAAGAUGGGAUGCAAGGUGGUGUACUACAGUGUUGCUCUACUUCUGUAUCUUAUGAUCUGUGAACAUGUCCGAGCACAGUGUACACAGCCUUCUUUUAAAUCAAGAAAUGUCAUCUUGUCCGAAUCUUUUAUUACUACUCAAAGUUUCCCAAGUCGAUCCACUGUAACAUUUGAGUGUGAAGUUGGACACGUACGAGACCCUGUUAACCCAAGAGCAUCUAAAUCUGUUACUUGUGAGGGGAACCAGUGGACAAGUCUGGAAUUAAAUUGCAUAAAAAAAUCCUGUGGAAGUCCUCCAGAUUUUCUACAUGGGAAAUAUGAAAUCACUGGAAUUUCAUUUGGCGACAAAAUUACAGCGGUUUGUGACCCAGGAUAUAUAUUAGCUGGGCAGAUGAAAGAUAGAUGGUGCCGAGAACAGGGAUGGGAUGGCAGAGAUCCUGUCUGUGAAGCUGUGAAAUGUGAGGCACCACCAGUCAUUGAAAAUGGACAGCUUGUGGAUCAGCCUUUGGACACUUAUGAUUAUGCACAAGUCGUGUCCUACAGAUGUAACAAAGGGUUUAGUCUUAUUGGAAGUUCAGAUCUUCAUUGUUCUGAGGAUGGGACUUUUAAACCAGAUCCGCCAAAAUGUUCGAAAGGGUGUACAAAGCCUGAAAUUCCUCACGCAAUUAGAAUCGGUGGAAGAUUACCCCCCUACGAACUGGGAAGCUAUUUAGAUUACAAAUGUGAAGAGGGCUAUAAAAUGGAUGGAGAAAGUCAUAUUUUGUGUACAGCAGAGGGAUGGAAACCUGAACCACCAAAGUGCAAUGUGGUGAAAUGUGAGGCACCUCCAACCAUAGAAAAUGGACAGCUUCGAGAUCCUUUGGACAGUUAUAGUUAUUCACAAGUCGUCUCCUACAAAUGUAACAGUGGGUUUAGACUUACUGGAGUGUCAGAACUUCGUUGUUCAGAGGAUGGGACUUUUAAACCAGAUCCGCCGAAAUGUUUGGCCCCACUUACAACAACCGCAACAACCACAACUCCCACGAAAGUAACAUCCAAGACUCUACCUAAAGAUGCCCUACUUACAACAACCACAACUGCAACGAAAGUAACAUCCAAGAUUGACCCUAAAGAUGGAAAUACAAAUUCAUCACGUACUUCUAAAAUAGUUGGAUCGACUGUAGGGGUUGCAGUGCUUUGUCUGGCUGCAGUCAUUGUACUGGUUAUCUACAAGAAACGGUCAAAACAUGAAAAGGUGGCUACUGGAAAUGAAGUUGAUAAAGAGUUAUAACACCCUCACAUACAUGUGAUAAUUUCAGGAAGUAAUUUCAUGAAGUUGUCGCAGAGAAAAUCCAAGUGAAGCAUCCUGCAAAUGUAUAUAAUUUAUACAAGCACUUCUCAGAAUUCUUCGAGAGGCUGACUGAUUUCUUGCAGCAAAUUCCUCCAGAAUCAGACCUUUUGAAAAGCCAAGCUCAAUUUAAUACACUCAUUUCUAGCAGUCGCUAACUUCACCCCAUUCUGUGUUCUCAUUCUCUGAAACAGAUCUGUCUUCAAAAGUCAGGUUGAGUUACUUUUAUAAAGUGUUAACUUUAUUUUUAAAACUGUUAAUACAGUUAUCACUCUUCAAAUAAUGGUGUUUGUUACUCUUCAAAAUGCACUGGAUGUCCCUUAUCUCACUAAUAUUGUUGGUUACAUUUAGCAUAAAUUAUUUAAAAAAAGAUGAAUGUCAAUGUGAUUUGUGAAGCCAAAUCAAAAGCCAAACCAAACGAAAAGUCGUACAACGCUUGAAGCUUUGUUUUAGUUUAGCCAAUGCUCUCACUUUUCAUUUGGAUAAAAUAGCAAUUGUGUAUGUGUUAACCUUCUAGAAAAUUUACUGCAGAAUGCGAUUUGCCGUGCAGAUUUUGAAUUGAGAGAUUUGAUCAAUCUUGCUGAAGAACAUAAAGUGCCUUUUCAUUUUCUUAGGGUUUUUGUUCACUAGCACUGUUGUGCAGAAUCUGUGCAGGUUCAAAUUUCAUUAGGAAUGCUUUGCUAUUAGUCUCAAAGACUCUAAAUGAUCUAAUGUAGAUAUAAAGAGAUCUUUGCAGUGUUUAAUGUCAUUUACUUUUAUCUGUGCUUUAUUUAUAAUUACAUAAUUGUCAGAUACUCAAGGUCAGCAUGGUUUUGGAUUGAGCAAAAGCAUAAAAAAACAAGAAAAUUAUUGCUUUAGAAUGUCAUCAUUUAUUCACACUGUGACUUUAAGAAUUAUUUGUGGUUAAGUUGUUAAUAUUUUCAACUAUUUCUGAUGAAAAAUAGGUAAAUUAGAAAUUCAGUUUUAACAAAAUGUAAAAUUAUUUUCCCCAAAGGAAGUGAGCUGUUUAACUAGUGUUUUUCUACUUGUAAUUUAAAAGAUAUUAUAGCGAUUGGCUGUUUUGUAAUGGUUUUAAACUAUGGUUCUGCCUAAUUUGUACUUUUAAGACAGGAACGUACAGGCAUGGCUCUUUCAUAUUACAAAUGCUGGAACACAGUUGUAAUCAAAUCUGUCUUGCAACAAUGUAUUUCACUGAGCCAUC
Messenger RNA from Ctenopharyngodon idella (grass carp), 2824 nucleotides. Its product is annotated as complement factor H. Lineage: Eukaryota; Metazoa; Chordata; Actinopteri; Cypriniformes; Xenocyprididae. Bases 301 to 1566 code for a protein of 421 amino acids. Gene Ontology annotation, cellular component: membrane. Gene Ontology annotation, molecular function: complement binding. The record is from RefSeq and is a predicted model, not a curated record. The transcript is spliced from 15 exons. Gene Ontology annotation, biological process: negative regulation of complement activation.